Molecule: messenger RNA, 762 nt
Organism: Haemorhous mexicanus (house finch)
Lineage: Eukaryota; Metazoa; Chordata; Aves; Passeriformes; Fringillidae
Gene: GIMD1
Product: GIMAP family P-loop NTPase domain containing 1
Exons: 3
Coding region: 100-762 (220 amino acids)
Molecular function (GO): GTP binding
Source: RefSeq, a predicted model, not a curated record
CUUCUUUCUACACUGCAUAUGUGGUUUAUGAAUGAAGCCUGAAUGAAAGAAGGAAUUCAGGGAAAAUAAGUGACAGGUUUAUGGAUAAAAACACUGACAAUGGCAGACAGCAAUGAGAUGACCAUCAACCUUGUUGUGCUUGGAAAGACUCAGACUGGCAAAAGUGCUGCUGGGAACAGCCUGCUGGGCAGUGCAGACUUUGAGAGCCGUCUCUGCCCCAGCUCUGUGACCACGUGCUGCAGCCUGGGACGCAGCGGCCGCAUUUCGGGGCUCCUCCGGAGAAACGGCUGCGAGUCAGCUCUCCGUGUUCGAGUGCUGGACACUCCCAGCUACCCUCACAGUGCUCUGAGCAAACAGCAAGUGAGGGACACCGUGAGAGCAGCUCUGGCUCAGCACUUUGGGGAGAAAGGCCUGCACUUGGCCCUCUUGGUCGUAAGGGCUGACCUGCCUCUGUGUCCAGAUGAAAGUCAUGACACAGUUCAGCUCAUCCAGGAACUUCUGGGUCCCACGUGGAAGGAUUUCACGGCAGUACUUCUUACUCAUGCAGACAAGGCAGAAGAGGCUGGAUACACUGAGGAAACAUAUUUGCACAGCGCCUCAAGUACCCUGUUGUCACUUUUGAGCUCAGUACAGCAUAAAUACAUCUUCCUCGACAACCACAACAGCACAAUUAAAGAGGAAAGAAAUAUUGUCUUAAGAAAGCUCUUGAAUUUUAUACAAAGAAAUAAUUAUCAAGUACUGCUUAAACACAGCAAGGAAUAA